GAAAAUCUGAGAUCACUCCGUUUGGGGUUUUUCACAUUGGAAGAUCUAGUCGAGAGGACGCGAUAGCGUUUUUCUCGCGGGCGGCAACACAUCGUGACGAUGGAGGAGCCCCACUCACACAGUGGUCGCUUCGUGAAAAUUUCUAUCACCCAAUAGUUUUUCCUCUUAGUGCCGCGAGCCAGUUUUCGAGUGCUUUCUGCAUUAAAUUCUUUAUCGUUUUUAAUUAUCUCGAACAACAGUUCUUUCUUUUGCGUUACGGUGAGAUACUCUCUCAGUGUAGUUGAGGACACAAAUUUUUGGCGUUUCUGUGAAGUAUUUCGCAUAAGGAAUUUACCAAAGUGGGAUUUUCAUCUUGUCACGCCAUCCCAGUGUCCAUCACCAUUGAAGGGUGUCAGCCUCUUUUGCUUUCUGUUUUGUAGUUUUCGACGUGGUCUCAACUGUAGCCGCUUUCAAUAAACAGCAUCCGUAGAAUUCAGCCACAAGCCACGAACUUCGAACGAAAUUCCUCUGAAUUUUGGAGGAUUGAGAGCAAGAUUCUGUGUCUUUUCCGUUGAAUUUGAAACAGAGAAAGACCAUUCUGAGCCUCUCAAUUGCUGUAUAGUUGCUAGAAACACAAGAAACUGUGCGAAAGCGGCAACUUUGAGGAUCUAUAAAUCAUUCUACACAUCAAUAAUUUAGUAGAAACUAGAAGGAGGACCGUUUGUCAAAAGAUAUAUAACCAUGGCUCAACGAACUCUUGUUCACAAGCAAUUUAAUUCACCGAUUGGCCUCUACUCCGAUCGAAAUGUCCAGGAAACUCUCGACAGGGAGCUGAGGACGCUUUCUAGUGGAGCUGUUGGAAUCGACUUUGAGAACAACCCGAGCGCCAGCAAACCAGCUAAUUUAGCUAAUUCAGCUGUACUGAGGAUGUUAGAAGAAGAAGAGGAAGAACAGCGCCGAUCAGGAAGUAAUCCUGACUGUGAGAGGCGCAGUCGAUCGAGAUAUCGGGAAAUUGAUCGUGACACGGUGCUCCGCAUAAAUCGUCAUCGCCCGCGGCGCCAAUUCAGCUGGCCACCGAAGUCCCGUACUCAGUCGGCUGAUGGGGUGCCAAGGGGGAGUGCAAAGGGGGAACGUCGAGAUUUGUCCCUCGACUCGAAACUGUCGAAUGUGAGGGACUGCACCGUGGGGGCGACAUUUGCAGAGGAUUUAAGUGCUCUCCAGCAGCGUGGGGAGUUGGCACAGCAGCAGCGUGUUCGCCGAAAAGGCGCCUCGUGCCUCCCGCCGCCAAAACCACGACGCUCAAAUCGCGACACUGGCCAGGGCUCCAAUGGGCUGGACGCCAGCCAUCAAGCGCAAUGGCAUCGAAAUAGCAGCACAAAGAGCCAGCAUAUAAAUAGCUGUGGGCAAAAGGCAUCAGACACAGGUGCGUCAGUUAAUUUGGACACCGUUCAAUUGAUGUCCCGUCCAACUGAUUCACCACCCUCGAAUGACUGGCAUUCCUCUGCGGACACGGACGUGGUGUUCACAGUGAUAGAAACACCUGUUUACUGUCUCUUUUGCGCUGCUAGAGAUUGCCACUGUCCCACCAGAUCCCGCGAGCACCUGGAUCUAUCUGAGAUAGAAGCGCUGGCGGAAACCUCGUGUAGAAUUGUGGCGAAAGGUGAGGAGGAAUUGGCACGUGAGAAAGAGGCACAGGAGUUAGAUGCUGCCAUCCGAGAGCUCAUUGACUUCGCGUCGGUGGUGAAAAAGCGUCCUGAAAUCAUGAAUCCAGCCUACAUUCCGAUUGUUGAGGGAUGCCUUCAGGAACUUGCUCUCCUGGCCAUGCUUCACUCUCAGGGUCGCAUUGGAUUGCGCCCUGAGAGCCCACGAAAUGCUAUCAUUCAGGAGCUGUCUGCUCCAUCGACUGACCAUUCAUCACAAUCAGCGUACACUCCUGACAAGGGCAUUUGUCGCAAUUUGCCCAAGUUGAGUGAUGGCCUCGUUGGCGAUAAUCAUAAUAAACGGGAGGAACGUGAGAGUGCCGGAAUCAUCACAGAACCCUUCGUCUCCGGCGAGAGAUUCCUCCCCACUGAAGGGUUGAGACGAGUCGCCUGGCCACCCCCUUCCGACGUCACUGUCCACCCCUCUCAGGUCCCGCAUCAACUCUUCAAUCAACAGCCACAGAGCCAGCAGCAAUACCAGCCGGUGGCUCCCGCUUCUGUCCCACCAUCAGCCGCCACUUCCCACCAGGACGGUGCCCCCUAUAGCGCGCAGCCUGCCUCCUACUCCCCAGUGGUAGGUGCAUCUCAGAAUUAUACGCAGCCCCAGUCGUAUAGUCAGCCUCAAUCGUACGCUCAGCCGCAAUCGUAUAAUCAGCCGCAAUCGUACGAUCAGCCGCAAUCCUACACCCAGCCACAAUCUUACACCCAGCCGCAAACCUACACCCAACCGCAGUAUUCGCAGCAAGAGUCGUACUCACAGCCGCAAUACAAUCAGGCACCGGUGACGCAGCCACCACAGCCUUCCCGUCAGUUCCCAACUCCAGCACCAUCCUACCUCAAUCGUCCCGAGGUCCCACGUGGAUCCUCUCCUAGCACUGCAGCUUUCUCUGGUGGUAUUGCUCUCGGUCAGUCGCCACAGCCACAGCCUCAGUCUCAGGUGCCAUCUUGGCGACGUGGAGCAUCCCAACCUAGUGCUGCUGCCCCUCUAUCUCCUCCAAUAGCCCAACUCUCACCCGAUCCUUCAGCAUCUACUCUCUCCCCUGGCGGAAGUUACUCACCUACGCCACGCGGCUGGGCUCCAGUGAAAGCGGCUACCCCAACGCGCGUCGGAUAUACCCAGCAGAGUCCCGCGGCCCCAUUAUACGAGGCACCCCAGUACGAGGCUGCGCCCUAUCAGAAUCAGUUCCAGACACAAUCCUACCAGACAUCUACAUCAUAUCAGCAAGAUACACAGAAUCAGCAGUACUAUCAAGCUCAGAACCAAGCAGUUCGUCAACAAAGUCCGGGUGUCAUAACCCUUCGUACUGAACUGCCUGUUUCUCAAACUCCGGCACCAGUCUACGCAUCUCAACCUCCAGUCUUCAGUUUCAAAGGAGGCUCCAAUAUGCGUGGUGAUCAAAAGUGGCCUCCACCGGAGUACAAACAGCAAGCUGCUGCUGAGAACGAGGCCCGGCUGCGUCUAGCCGCCGGACCAGCUUGUCGUCCGCGACGUGUUCAUAAAGAUUACACGACAUUUUUUGCCAAGAACGCCCUCAGUCACAACUAUCCUGGUUACAGAGUUCCACCAGGCACACAACACGUCAACGGACAACCCAUGAUGUAGUGUCAAAUUGACAACUCUAUUUAGUGGCUGUUGAACCUCCUCUUUUUAUCGUCUACACCCCCAACUAUCUUGACAAAGAAAGAUAUCUUUAUAUUUUUUUGUUUUAUUAAUCCCUCCAUUCAAGUUUCUACUAGAAUCUUCUUUUAUUUGAAUUAUCUAAAAUUCUUUUUUGUUUUCUUGUUAGAAAUAUAAGACAUACUCCGUUGAAUAUUUCUAUCAAAAACUAUAUUGUUAUUUGUUCCUCUAUUUAUUUUUUCAAUCUGAACAAUUUUUGUUUAUCUACUCUAUUUUAAUUUUUUUCUCAUGUUAACACGAAUGAAGAAUAUAUUGCAGAGAUAUUUUACUGCUUUAUGGAAAUGCGCAAAAAAAUGUGAAUAGAACUUAGAGAAUGUUUUAGUAUGAUUUACUUUUUGAAAAAAUUAAUUUUUUUUUAUUUAAUAAAUAUUUUUUUUGUGAUUUUUGUUGAAGAAAAAAAUUAAAACCAAAUUACUGAACAAACUAUUGUAAAAAAUGUUAUAUUUAACCCCACUGAAGAAAUAUAUAAAACAUAUUCUAUAUUAAUUGUUGUGACCAUAUUUGAUGUUUUUGAAUUUUUUCGAUUGACAACAGAGAAUGUUAUUUAGUGUUUUAUUGAAGCAUGAAGAUAAAAAAAAUCUAUUAAAAAUAUAAAUCAGCAAAUUUUUGAAAAAAAAUUACAAUUAAAUAUCGUGUGUUAUUUAUCAACAAAGAAUGAAAUCCAGACAUUUAAUGAUUAUACGAAAAAAAGCACGCUCAAAGAUUUUAUCAAUUUUUGAAAUUUUUGAAGUGAUGAAAAAAGAACAUAGCAAAGACAAUUUGCAAAGAAACGCUGAUAUUUGAUUUUUUUUAUUUACUUACAAACGAAAAUGUAAAAGUAACAAAUGCUGCUCACUAUUGAUAAGACAGUGUACACGAUCAUAUGACAACGACAAAAAGAUGAUUAUGAUUUAUGAAAAUAUUUAAUUUGUAUCUAUUUAAGUUUUUUUUUGGUUAACUUUUUGCAUCAUUUGGUGGUCACUGAGUACAGGUUUCAUAAGAUCACCAGAAUUGCUUAGAAAACAAAAAAACCUUCUUCGCAAAAUGCGAAAAUAUGCGCUAGAUAGAAAAUGCCCAAAAAUUGUCUUUUUCGGAUUUUUGAGUGAUUAUAAAAUAAACUUAACAUCUGAGGACGCAAAAAAUCACUUAGAAAAAUGUCAAAGUGCAAUAUGUUGGCCAUUUUUUAACAUUACAAAAAAAUUUUAUUUUGAUCUAGAUUAAGAUUUUGCCAAAUGUUUUUUCUUCAGAAACAGAAACUCCUCAUACAGGCAGUGAUUAAAACAGGAGCAUAAUCACUAAAUGUAUCAGGAGCUUCUAAAUAACAGAGAAAAAACCUUUGGCAUUACAAAAUGAAUUGUUGAACAAAUAUUUAUGCAUGAUUUUUGCGCUUAAGAUGGAAGUAAAAUCAAGUAAGGCAGAUAAUUGCAAACGGAGAUAUUUGUAGAUGAUGAAUUGUAAAAGAAGAUGAAGAAAGUUAUAUAUGUAUCAAUAAACUUACAGGUGAACAGCUAAAA
This is a messenger RNA of Phlebotomus papatasi, 4850 nucleotides long. RefSeq lists its product as uncharacterized. The transcript has 10 exons. NCBI's taxonomy places the organism in Eukaryota, Metazoa, Arthropoda, Insecta, Diptera, Psychodidae. Bases 721 to 3282 code for a protein of 853 amino acids. The record is from RefSeq and is a predicted model, not a curated record.